AUAGGGAUAAAUAAAUUUAUUAACUAGUGGAAAUAACAAGUUUAUUUUAUUUUUCAUGUACAGGUUACAUCCAGAGACGUUUGGUCAAGGCCAUGGAGGGUCUGAUGGUUGCAUAUGACGGCACAAUCAGAAACUCCAACAAUCAGAUGAUCCAGUUGAGAUAUGGAGAGGAUGGAAUGGAUGGUGCUGCUAUCGAAUUCCAGAACAUGCCUACAAUAAAGCCAACCAAUUCUGCUUUUGAAAAGAAGUUUCACUUUGACUGCUCCAAUGAGAGGCGUCUUCGUCGUUAUCUGCAGGAAGAUGUUGUGCGAGACCUUUGUAGCAGUGCCGCUGCCUUGCAGGAUCUGGAAACAGAAUUUAGUCAAUUGCAGGAAGACAGAGAGAUUCUUCGUAAAAUCAUUCCUUCUGGGAACUCUAAAGUGGCAUUGCCAGUGAAUCUUGGCCGUUUGAUUUGGAAUGCGCAGAAGACCUUUCAUCUGACGAACAGAACACCAAGUGACCUUCACCCCCUCAGAGUGACGGAAGGUACAAGAUUCUAGUUGGAAAUUGACAGAUUUUAUUUUGCCUCGUGUUG
This is a messenger RNA of Orbicella faveolata, 574 nucleotides long. Its product is annotated as DNA-directed RNA polymerase II subunit RPB1-like. Gene Ontology annotation, biological process: transcription by RNA polymerase II. Gene Ontology annotation, molecular function: DNA binding. Gene Ontology annotation, cellular component: RNA polymerase II, core complex. Lineage: Eukaryota; Metazoa; Cnidaria; Anthozoa; Scleractinia; Merulinidae. The record is from RefSeq and is a predicted model, not a curated record.